Messenger RNA from Patella vulgata (common limpet), 1837 nucleotides. Its product is annotated as tartrate-resistant acid phosphatase type 5. The transcript has 6 exons. The record is from RefSeq and is a predicted model, not a curated record. NCBI's taxonomy places the organism in Eukaryota, Metazoa, Mollusca, Gastropoda, Patellidae. Bases 19 to 969 code for a protein of 316 amino acids. Gene Ontology annotation, molecular function: ferrous iron binding; ferric iron binding; acid phosphatase activity.
CAUACCAUACAUGCAAGAAUGAAGAACAGGUUCAUGUUUGUAAGAUACUUAAUAUGUAUAAAAUUAGGAUACUUGAUAACCAAUGCUAACUCCCAGAGUCUCAAAUUCUUAGUGAUUGGGGACUGGGGAGGAACAGACAAGUUUCCUUACACUACGGUAGGACAGGUUAGCACAGCAAGGCAAAUGGAACAACUAGCUGAAAAGGAACAUCCAGAAUUUGUAUUGGCUCUGGGUGAUAAUUUCUAUAAUGAUGGAGUAGAAACAGUCGAUGAUCCCCGAUUUCAGGAUACAUUUGAGAAUGUUUAUACAAGUGCCGCUAUAAAUAUACCUUGGUACCUUAUAGCAGGCAACCAUGAUUACUAUGGCAAUGUUUCAGCACAGAUCGCCUACACAAAAGUGUCCAAACGAUGGAACUUUCCUCAUCUGUAUCAUUCACAAUCUUUUAAUAUACCUGGAACAUCUGAUACCAUUGAUAUACUGAUGAUAGAUACAGUGUUGUUAUGUGAAACAGAUGACAGAGAACAAAGGGACAAUCAAUGGGAAUGGAUUGAAAGAAAUCUCAAAAAUAGCAAUGCCAAAUAUUUAUUCACUGCAGGUCAUCAUCCUAUUUAUUCUAUAGGCUGUCAUGGUGGAAGUAGGUGUUUAGAAGAUAAACUGCUGCCAUUACUAUAUAAAUAUACAGCUAAUGGUCAUUUCGCUGGUCAUGAUCAUUGCUUACAGCAUUUACAGACGAGUAAAGAAGACAUAACUUUAGAUUUUAUCGUUUCUGGUGCUGCCAAUGAUAUUGUUAGUGACACUCAAUAUAAAGAGGAAGUUCCUGAAAAUUAUUUAAAGUUCCAUUUUGGCGAUAAGGACAGUAAAGGAGGAUUAUGUUUUAUAGAUGCCAACUCUGAUAGACUCAAAAUAAGUUUUGUGGAGGCCAAUGGUGAUGACCUUUAUCAGACUACUAUCUUUCCCAGGUACAUAUGAAUAUGGCGAAUAAUGGACCAUUAAAUACAAAAUGUGGCUAGAUUGAUUUGGUACUAAUGUUUGAAAUCCGUGUAAAGACAAAUUGAUUAGGUUGGUGGCUUGAUGCUUGAGGUGUUGGUAAGCCUAAAUAUGCGAAAAAUAAAUCAAGAAAGAUAACUCGAGAGAACGGAUCAAAUUAAGAAAAUCAAUGAAGUAAGAACAGAGAGAGUGAGAAAUGGUGUUUAACGUCUACUCGACACAAACUAAGUCAUUUCGGGACUAACAUAUGGUUUAAUUUUUUAUUUCAAUAAUUCGCUUGUGCGUAGGGGUCUUUAGCAGUGGGAGGAAACCGGAGGACCCGGAGAAAACCCACCAGGUUGGACAGGCAACCCUACUCCUUGUCACGUACAACCGGGGAUUCGAAACCACAGGCCUUAUGAUAUAGCGCGCGUACGUGCUAACCACUCGGCCAUCCAACCCCCCAUCACAGGUAGACAUUUUAGCUUGAAAGCACGAGACUUGGUAUUAGCGACGAUCGAGGAAUCUGAUAGGCUCACAAGCUGGGCUUGUACCCAAUCGAAAUUAGUGCCGAAAGAUGUACGUAGUUAAAGCAAGAUCAAGCCUUCUAUUGAAGAUGUUGCUGAUCCUGCUGUGGGCUAUAUGCUAUUAGUAUAAAAAUAUUAUUCAUGUACAAUAAAAUAUCCGUGAUCAAUUUACUGAAAUGUAAAUACUAUAUUGUUUGGAUAAAGUGGUAUUUUUCAAAAUUUAAAUUAAAACCCUGUCCAGAAGCCUAAUAGAGGUUGAUAGCUUGUUCAUUGCCGUUCCUUUGGUUGGCUAUAUGGAAUAUAAUGAUAUUAAAAUAAAGAUAUUUUUCAUGUACAAUAAAAUA